This is a messenger RNA of Pocillopora verrucosa, 3101 nucleotides long. RefSeq names its product merlin-like. Gene Ontology annotation, molecular function: actin binding; integrin binding. NCBI's taxonomy places the organism in Eukaryota, Metazoa, Cnidaria, Anthozoa, Scleractinia, Pocilloporidae. Gene Ontology annotation, cellular component: filopodium; cytoskeleton; plasma membrane. Gene Ontology annotation, biological process: regulation of organelle assembly; negative regulation of cell population proliferation; positive regulation of early endosome to late endosome transport. The record is from RefSeq and is a predicted model, not a curated record.
AAGUAAUGUUUAUGAUAGGCGAUAAGCACGAUAGGCACGCUAGAUAUUCUGAACAUAGCACGAAUAUGUGUCGAAAAAAAUCUCCAUGAGAUGUAGUGGAUUUUCAGGAAAACUGAAGUGCAGUUAACUCUUUGUGAGGCCGCCCCAAAUGGUGCGAAAAUAUGCCGAAGACGUACGAUGUUCGCGUGACAACUCUCGAUGCAGAGUUAGAGUUUUCUGUCGAGAGGAACUGCACUGGAAAGGAUCUGUUUGAUCUGGUUGUGCGAACAUUAGGCGUGCGAGAAACUUGGUAUUUCGGUUUGCAGUUUGUAGACAAGAAAGACAUCGUUACAUGGUUAAAAUUCAACAAGAAGGUUUUAGAUCAAGACAUUCCAGUGGUGAAGGAUGAACCAGUCAGCCUUAAUUUUCGCAUUAAGUUCUUCCCUGAGGAUGUGGCAGAAGAGCUGAUGCAAGAAAUCACUCAGCACUUGUUUUUCUUACAAGUGAAAGAGGCCAUUCUAAAUAUGGAUAUUUUCUGUCCCCCAGAGGCUUCUGUUCUGCUGGCUUCAUAUGCUGUGCAGGCUAAGUAUGGGGAUUAUGACAAAGAAUUCCACACACCAGGAUUUCUGGCAAAAGAUUUGCUGCUACCACAGAGGGUUAUUGACCAAUAUCAGAUGACCUCAGACAUGUGGGAAGAGAGAAUCACCUCAUGGUAUGCUGAACACAAAGGAAUGAGAAGAGACGAAGCUGAGAUGGAAUACCUAAAGAUUGCACAAGAUCUUGAGAUGUAUGGUGUAAGCUAUUUUGAAAUCAAGAACAGAAAAGGAACUGAACUGUGGCUUGGUAUUGAUGCACACUGCCUCAACAUUUACGAAAAAGAAAAUAAGCUCAACCCUAAAAUUUCCUUCCCAUGGAAUGAGACAAAGAAUAUCUCCUUUCAUGACAAAAGGUUUCAGAUCAAACCAGCUGAUAAGUCUUCACCAGAUUUCAUUUUUCACGCAGCAAAACUAAGAGUUAACAGAGUGAUUCUUGACUUGUGUGUGGGUAACCAUGAACUUUUCACGCGAAGGAGAAAGCCUGAUACGAUGGAGAUACAACAGAUGAGGUCACUGGCCAAAGAAGAGAAAAUGAGAAGACAGAUAGAGAGAGACAAGCUCAUGAAAGAGCAGCAAGCACGUGAAGAAAUGGCGCAACAAAAGGAAGAAUUGGAGAAAAGAUUGACUGAAUUUCAAGACGAAGCAAAUCGAUCUAAAGAAGCUUUGAUUAAGUCUGAGGAAAUGGGGGAAUUGUUAGCAGAGAAAGCCAGAGUCGCGGAGGAAGAAGCGGCGCUGCUCGGGAAGAAAGCUUCUGACGCUGAAGAAGAAAUAAAAAGACUCAGAUUAUGCGUUAGUAAGUCAGGAGACGAGCGAAUCGCGAUUGAAAGAAGAGCUCGUGAAGUCGCUGAAGAAAGACUGAGACGAGUCAUGCAAGAGGCCGAAGCCAGAGCGAGGGAAGCUUUGAUGCUGAGAGAAGAUUUAAUGAAGUCCAGACAAGCUGAGAGGCUAGCUAAACAAAAGCUGAUGGAAAUGACUUCGUCUCCUGAUUUUUUCUCUAGGUACGGGGAUCCAAGGGAAAUAAUAGCCGACAUUGACCGCAGUGUUGAGCAGUUAACAGAUGGCGAGGUUUCUCAGCUUUCACGAGAUUACGAGAGAGAGAGAAACAGAAAUAUACAGCAGCAGUUAAGAGAUCUCAAAUCACAAAUGGAGGGACUUAAGAUCGAUGACAGACAAACACGCUGGGAUUAUAUUCAUGAUGAAAACAUGAGACGCGGGGAAGAUAAAUAUUCUACCUUACAAAAGAUUCAAACAGGAACUUCUACAGCAAGGAUUCAAUUUUUUGAAGAGUUAUGAUAGAGUAUCUUUGAAGAAAAAAGACUUUUUCCCAGUAUUUAAUUCAUUAUGCGUUACUGAGAUAUUUAAUACAGAUUGUACAAGUUCAUUCAUCGUUCUCCACGGUGAGCGAGGCUCCUAACAGAAGUCGUUAUGAACAAAGGAUAUUUUUUUAUUUUAGUAAAACUAGCGCUUUUUGUUGGUAAUUUUAUGAAUGGUUCCCUGCAAGAUGAAAUCUGUUUAAAAUCUGUAACACCAUGCAAUCUGAUUUACAGUGUCACCAACGUUUGCAUUAGGUUAUAAAUUUUGUGUAAAUUUGCUUAGCUCUUUCAAAGAAAAUUCAAAUGGAGAUAGCCCUGCAGGCAAUGGCAACCAAUUAAUCAUAUUUUGGGAAAAAGAGCUCAAAUUUUGUUGGGCUGUAUGCAAUAGAGAUAGAUACGUAUGGGUUUUUAAUGGGCGGGGGGGGGGGGAUAGCUGCCUAGAUUCUAAGCCCGCCUUAGUACGUUAUAUAUGUUGUAUCUACUGACUGCUUAGAGCAUUGGUUUGUAAUACUUACAUUAACUUAGAAAGACGUUAAAAACGGCAUAUCUUGAGUAUAUUUCAAGAAAGUGCAAUAGCCAUUCAAGUAAUAGUUUGGAUAUUGAUUUAUUUAUUUGAAAUGGUAUACGUAAAAGGCACGACAACUUGCCUGUCACAGAUAGUAAUCCCGUUAGUGGGUUUCUUUACUCUUCUCAAGUAAACCUAGUAAAAUUACACGUUCAAUGUAUUUCAGUCGUAGAUUAGGUUUUAGCUACUCAGGUUACUUUCCAAGUAGGAUCGCCUGUCCCCAUUAGUGUGUCAAUCGAGAUUCGAAAAAAUAAGAUCGAAGACUAUGGACGGCUGCGUUAUAUUUCCCAAUCAGUUUUCGGCAUGGCAUGUGUAUCCCUUUGUAAUUUCACUUUUCGCUGGAUAACGGACAACUAAGUUACAAUUAGUCUCUCCUUGUAGCAUCAAUGGAUUUAGGGUGAAUCGGAUUGACAUCAUCCCAACGCUUUAGGUAUAUGAAUCUAUGUGAAAUAGAUUUAACUGAAUAUUUAUAGUAGUAUUAAUAGCACAUUAGGGUCGGUAAAAAGCUAUCUUUAUUUCAAAAGGCGAGUGAACUUACUGGCCGGGGGAGGAGAGUAAGAAAGGGUCUCGUCCCAGAUUUCCAUGAUACGACGUGAUAGCUUUCUCCGCAUUCACCAACAACAUCCUGAAAUAAAACAAAUGAAAACA